Molecule: messenger RNA, 1470 nt
Organism: Penicillium brasilianum
Lineage: Eukaryota; Fungi; Ascomycota; Eurotiomycetes; Eurotiales; Aspergillaceae
Source: the annotation of a GenBank genome assembly
CUGCUAUGAAUAUUCGAUAUAUUCGGAUUUUCCACCGUGCCAAUUGCUCUCCGCGGCUCGUGAAACUGAAUACAGGCUUGGCAUCCUAUCCACUGCGCUCACAAAUAUGACUUCCGAUACCAUUUAUACUAUUCCUCAAGGGUCCAAAAUUCUGGUGACUGGGAGUAAUGGCUUCAUCGGGUCCCACGUGGUCGACCAGCUAUUGAAGCUGGGUUACUUGGUCCGCGGCACGGUUCGCGAGCCCAAGCCAUGGUUGACCGAUUUCUUCGACCAGAAAUAUGGCAAAGGGAAAUUUGAAGCAUUCAUCCUUCCGGAUGUGACUAGCGAGAUUGGCUGCGAGAGGGCAGUCGAGGGGAUUUCCGGAGUCAUUCAUAUGGCGGCUGACGUCUCGAUGAACCCUAACCCAAGCGUGGUAAUCCCAAAUACCGUCAAGGCAACGCUCAAUAUCUUGAAAGCCGCUUCAAAGCGGCCUACGGUCAAGCAGGUGGUGCUCACCUCCUCAUCAACUGCAGCCUAUACGCCGAAUGCCAAUGGGGAAAGAACAACGAUCACUCAAGGCACCUGGAACGAUGCCGCUGUUGAAGCAGCUUGGGAUGAGAAUGCUCCUCCUCACUCUAAGGGGUAUUUCGUAUACGUAGCGUCCAAAACAGAGACCGAGAGGGAGGCGUUCAAAUGGGUUGAAGAGACGAAGCCUCAUUUCAUAUUCAAUACGGUCUUGCCUGCGCUCACAUUUGGCAAGAUCCUUGCUCCAGGAGUUGGGGGUUCAACCCAGUCAUUUGUUCGCAACCUCCUCAAAGGUGAUGGGUCAGCAAUGGCCUUUCUCCAGCCGCAGUGGUUUGUUAAUGUUGCAGAUGUUGCAAGAUUGCACGUUGCUGCUCUCCUUUCCCCAUCAGUCAAGUUUGAGCGAAUCUUUGCAUUUGCUGCUCCGCAGAACUGGACUGAGAUUAUCAGAAUUUUGCGAACCCUCCGUCCCGAUAACUCGUCAAUUCCCCAAGAGCCUGAAGCCGAGGGUCAAGAUUUGAGGAUUGUUGUGCCUUCAAAGCGAGCCGAGGAGAUUCUGAAGAGCUUUUUUGAUCGACCUGGUUGGGUCAGUUUGGAGGAGAGUAUUGCCGAGGGAAUUUCUGACUUAUAGGAGGCCACUGCUGAACGACGUGAAUCAGGUAACUAAGUAUAGCCCUAGUCACCAGUCCAGAAGCCCUCCGGUUGAAAGCUUAGUAUAUGCCCAAUUAUGUACAAAAUAGCGCCCGCAGAGGACGUGUUUAUACCGGGCUCUAGAAGGCCUGUCGACCCGCCCCAAGCUCAUACUCGGUAAACCCGCUACUUCAUUCAAAAUCUAUCUCUUCAAUAUCCAGUUAGCCCCUAGUUUUAUCGGCCUUUUUGUUUUCGUGUUUUCCACACAAAACCCAGCGCACCAACGAUGCUCAAGCAACUCAGUGUAAGACCGAGCUUGAGCCGGACUUCAAGAUACAG